Messenger RNA from Tachysurus fulvidraco (yellow catfish), 3273 nucleotides. Its product is annotated as beta-1,3-galactosyltransferase 2-like. NCBI's taxonomy places the organism in Eukaryota, Metazoa, Chordata, Actinopteri, Siluriformes, Bagridae. The record is from RefSeq and is a predicted model, not a curated record. The transcript is spliced from 2 exons. Gene Ontology annotation, molecular function: N-acetyl-beta-D-glucosaminide beta-(1,3)-galactosyltransferase activity. Gene Ontology annotation, cellular component: membrane. Bases 294 to 1397 code for a protein of 367 amino acids.
UGAACUUCCUCUAGAUGUCUGAACAGCCGAGUCACUGACGGUGUUUAAACGACAGGUGAAGACCUCGCUCUUCCUGAAACAUUUCAACUAACACUUAUUUUUGUUUUUAUGUAAUAUAUAUUACAUUACAUUACAUUACAUACAGGUCCCAGCAGAGUUUUUGGUUGUUGGUAUCUUUUUUCUGUGACCUAUAUAUUUGUUGAAGGUGACUUUAGCACACCUUUUUUACAUUUUAAAUGUAAAUGAGGAUGUAAAUGUUCCAGUGAACAGAGAGUGAAAACACCUUCUACAGUAUGAGGACUCAACACAGGAUUGCAAAGAUAAUGGACUACAUUAAGAGCAGGCUUAAAAUCUGCUUUAUCUUUCUGCUCUUCAUGGUCUGUAUUGGGUUUCUCUCCAUCAAAAUGUCUGACGUCUCCAUCAGCCCAUCCAAAGAGUGGCUUAACAAUGUUGCCCAUCAUCUUCACACUUUUUAUGUGGCAAAAAAAUCCCAAAGCAACAGCAAUCAAACUUCCACCGAGUCGACCGAUUGGGACACGAUGACGACGACUGUUCCAGUGACAGAAACGUACCAUGAAGCAUAUCCACGCAGGUACCAUUUCAUCCUAGAUGAGCCAGAUAUAUGUGAACAGCAGAAGCCAUUUUUAGUCCUCAUGGUGCCAGUGGCUCCUCAACAACUGGCGGCUCGUAACGCCAUCCGGAGCACGUGGGGUAACGAGACUGUUGUUCAAGGGAAAAACAUCAAAGUCUUGUUUGUUCUGGGAUUAACAGGAGACGCACAGGGGGUGAACCAGCAAGAGCAGUGGAGGUUAGAAAGCCAGCAAUACCACGAUCUUAUACAGAGUGACUUCUUGGACACAUACAGUAACCUGACUAUAAAGACCAUGGUGAUCUUGGACUGGUUAAGCACACGCUGUCCUCAAGCAACCUAUGCCAUGAAGAUAGACUCGGACAUGUUCCUAAACCUGGAAAACCUCAUGAGUUUGCUGCUGGCACCGGACACACCCAAAAUAAACUACAUAACUGGGAUGGUAAUGUGGAACCGACCCGUCGUUCGAGACCCAUCUUCUAAGUGGUAUGUGCCUCAGGACGUGUACCCUCAGGACGUCUACCCUACUUACCUGCUGGGGAUGGGUUAUGUAUUUUCCAAUGAUCUUCCAGAGAAGCUCGUCAGGGUCUCAAAAGACAUAAAUCCGUUUAGCAUAGAGGAUGCCUACGUGGGUGCGUGUUUGGAAAAACUGGGCAUCCCACCUUCGUCUCCUCCUGACCCUUCCCGAUUCAAGGCUUAUCACAGCGGCGAAUUUGUGCACAGCGAGUUCUCUAGGGUCAUCACAACGAUCCUUGGAUCCCCAGAGCAGCUAGUAUCAUUCUGGCAGAAGCUAAAGAGGCCUACAUGAUCAGGAUUGAAAUGUUUUUAGAUGCCAUGGUUUUAGAGUGCUAUAAAAAUACUUUGCGAAUCUCAGUUUUAAGCCUUUUGCACAAUGACGACGUUGUGACUUUAGAACUGUCAAAUGUUUACACAAAAUUCAUGUCCUCCGACACCACAAAAACAUUGUCGAAAGCACAAAACUACUCUAAAUUGUUCCUGGGAGUAAAUGACAGUGGAAUAAUGUUAAUGUAAAGUUAUUCCAAUAUUUCCAAAAAAUAAUUCUCAUGCCCAUUGUUACAGGGUGAGGCUCUGCUUCUAGCAUGAGCCUGUUCAUCAUAGAUCAGUUACAAACUAUUAGUUUAUAAUUUCUCUACAGGGAAAAUUAACAAGUCUAUCUUUAUUAGAGAAGGACUUACUGUAUAUUAACUAUAUUUAUACUUUCAUACCACGUAAGUUAUUAGUAGUAUUAAGGUGCCUCGACAUUCUGAUAAAUCUGAUGUCAUUCUGUUAUUCCUUAGGAAUAAACAUAUCAGCGCUUAAGUGAUGAAUAAUAAUAUUACUUAAAAGAAUAACAGUAAUUAUACAGACAAUUAUAAUAAGCACCCUUAAUAUAAUAGCAAUAUUACUAUAAUUAUUACAGAUGAGAUGACUAUAGACUAGUACCUCCAGGUUAGAAAACCAGUCCAGUGUGUGAUGCAACAUGAAGCAUGACAAAAGCCUGGAUGAACAAUAGGAAACUUCACAUUGAAUGGCUACCUCGCAUUGUCAAACCACGUGGGUGCCUCCUUUUGACAUGGUUAAUGACAAGCCUUCCAGUCAGACAAAGCGAGCUUUUAAAAAGGAAUUUGCUCCUUUAUGAAUCUGUUCUUCUUUGUGAAGCUGAUUCCUGCAGAUUAUAAAUCUUUUCUAUUUUUAUAAAAGAGUCUGUUUUCAAUAGCUAAAAGCCAAACCGAGGUAAAGUAGCACGUUAGUCGAGAACAAUAACGAGCCUCUUUGUUAAAAUGAAAAAUAAUAUAUAAACGGAUUACAUUAUAUAAAAUAUAAUUAAAAUUAAGUUAUUUAUUAAACAUAAAAAAAUUAAUGUUAUUUUUUUAUUUAUAGUUAAAAAUACAGAUUGCAGGUUUGUGUACUGUAUAAUGCGCCCCUUUUCGUUUAAAUCUAAAAUAAAAAAAAACACAUUGUUUGUUACAUUUUUGUUUUCUUUGCAAUAAUUUUAAACCUUUUCUCUUGUUACCAGGUUGUCAAACAAGAAAAUUGUUUUUUUUUCCCCAUGGUGUGUAAGAAUGUGUGCAUUAUGUACAGUACUUUCUCGUGUUUCAGAAAAACCAACUUACUCGACAGGUAGUCAAUUGGCCAAGACCUGUCUGAUGAAAUGUUGCACAACAUCUUUUCUUUUAGAAUAUGGCCAGUUCUUCAGACCACGAAUGAUGAAUGACUCUGAUGAACUUACAUCACAGCCAGAAAACAGGUUAACGUACAGUACGCUAAAGAUAACACGCAAACACGUGCAAGGAAGCCCCAACAGGCCGAUGUGCUUUAAUUUGGUAAUACAGACUACCUUUGCUUCAUAUAAAAAGAGGUUUGAAACACAUUUACUGACCUACUGAUAUAACUCAUUGGGUGAAAUUGACUUCCAUUUCUUUCAGUUCAUGCCUUGGGUAAAGAAAGUAAUUUCUUACUAAGAUUUUUAAAACAUUGUUGUUCAUCUGCUAUUAUGAAGCAACUCUCACAAAAUAUGCACUUUGUGAAAGAGGGUAUUUGCAUUUAUUACUUGUUCUGAUAUUUCUUUGACAAAAAAGAUAAUUCCUGUUUGUUUGUUUGUUUGCUUUUUUAAAUCUGGGUGCAUCUGAUACUUUAUAAAAAAUAUUAAAUGAAUGAAUAAAUGAACAAAAUAAAUAAGGGGA